GCAAUCCAAAAUUAUCACAUUUCGACACGAUUUUUGCUUUUAAUUUAAAGGUAAUUUCGGAUCAAAGAAGCAAAUCAGGACACGGACCUCGGCUUAAAAUGGCAGCCUGCAUCGAACUGUUGAAGAAAAGUUUCCCCAAAAUCGAGGGCGAACUUCAGGAUUACGUCUCAAGUAUUCUCGAGAGCGGCGGCGACGAAUUCGAGUCCAGUGAGGAGAUUUACGACGCAAUCGGCGGUAUUUUGCACGAAGUUGCCGCUGACAAGUCUGAAGAUGACAUCAAGGGAUUAUGCGACCAAUUUUACGGCCUUAUGCACAAAGAUGCCAAAAAACCCACAGACCGGAAAAUUUUGGAUGCUCCCGUGAAUCUGGGGAGUAUCGUGGGGCAAUUCGAUAACGGAGAUACGGAACACAAGAGUAUUUGGGUCGUGUCGCGCGACGACAGUCUAAAAGUUGACUCGAAAAAACUAGAAAAAGCCAAAGCCAAGUUGGAACAAAAGAAGGAAAAACGUUCGGAAGUAAAAGCACCGGCAGCGGCUCCUGUGCUGCAAACGGCAUCAGCGUCGCAAGUCAUCAGCAAAAAAGACAACAAACUGGAAUCAAAGGGAACGAAUCGUUCCAUGGAUAUUCGAAUAGAAAAUUUCGAUGUUUCGUUCGGUGAGAAGGUUCUGCUGCAAAAUGCUGAUUUAACGCUGGCUUACGGGCGUCGUUAUGGGUUUGUCGGUCGAAAUGGCUUGGGCAAGACGACACUUUUACGCAUGAUUUCGUCGAAACACCUGCAAAUCCCGAGUCACAUCACAAUUUUGCACGUGGAACAAGAAGUUGUCGGCGACGACACAAUCGCGCUCGAUUCCGUACUCGAAUGUGACUUUGUGCGCAGCAACUUGCUGAAACGCGAAAAGGAAAUAAAUAGUUUGAUAAGUAGUGGAACUGCCGAUCCAGCAUUAAGUGCCGAAUUGUCGGAGAUUUACAUCCAAUUGGAGAGUAUUGAAGCAGAUAAGGCCCCCGCGAGAGCGUCUAUCAUCCUAAACGGUCUCGGAUUUACGAAACAAAUGCAAGCGAUGACGACAAAAGAAUUUUCUGGGGGUUGGAGAAUGAGACUGGCACUUGCCCGAGCACUUUUUUCCAAGCCAGACUUGUUAUUACUCGAUGAACCGACGAACAUGUUGGAUAUAAAAGCGAUUAUUUGGCUGGAAAAUUAUCUGCAACAAUGGCCAACGACGUUACUCGUGGUUUCUCACGACCGCAACUUCCUCGAUACCGUGCCCACAGACAUUCUCUACCUCCACUCGCAACGGAUAGACACGUACAAGGGCAACUACGAGCAAUUCGACAAGACAAAAACGGAAAAACACAAGGCACAACGACGCGAAUACGAAGCCCAACUCGCACACAGGCAACAUGUCCAGGAAUUCAUCGAUCGCUUCCGGUACAAUGCAAAUCGCGCUGCCAGUGUUCAGAGUAAAAUCAAAAUGUUGGAGAAAUUGCCGGAACUGAAGCCCGUGGAAAAAGAGGUCGAAGUGACGUUGAAAUUCCCCGAAGUUGAACCAAUUAACGCCACGAUGAUCCAACUGAACGAAGUCGGUUUCCGGUACAACGAAUCCCGAACGAUCUUCAAUUGCGUUAAUUUAUCGGCGAAUUUGGACUCGCGCAUCUGUAUUGUGGGCGAAAAUGGCGCCGGUAAGACAACUUUGCUGAAAAUCAUCACGGGCAUCAAUGAACCCACAAGUGGCCUUAUGACGACGCAUCGGGCAUUGCGUCUCGCUUACUUUGCGCAACAUCAUGUCGACUCGCUCGCAAUGAAUGUCAACUCGGUGGAACUGCUGCAAAACGAAUUUCCCGGCAAAACAGUCGAAGAAUACAGGCGACAACUUGGAAGUUUUGGUGUUUCGGGCGAUUUGGCGUUGCAGGUUAUCGCAAGUUUAUCGGGAGGGCAGAAAAGUCGCGUGGCAUUCGCGAAAAUGUGCAUGUCGCAACCGAAUUUCCUCGUUCUCGAUGAACCCACGAAUCAUUUGGACAUUGAAACAAUCGAGGCACUCGGUCACGCGAUCAACAACUACAAAGGCGGCGUUAUUCUCGUGUCUCACGACGAACGACUCAUUCGCAUGGUUUGCAAGGAAUUGUGGAUUUGCGGCAAUGGCACGGUGCAAAGUAUCGACGGUGGCUUCGACGAAUACCGCAAACUUGUCGAAAAGGAACUGGAAGCUGCGAAUGCUUAAAAAACACGAAUUGACCAUUUUUCUUUUGUUAAUGUUGUACAAUAAAAAAAAAAUAGAGAUGAAAUUUUUUU
This is a messenger RNA of Culicoides brevitarsis, 2287 nucleotides long. RefSeq names its product ATP-binding cassette sub-family F member 3. Bases 99 to 2216 code for a protein of 705 amino acids. Gene Ontology annotation, molecular function: ATP binding; ATP hydrolysis activity. The record is from RefSeq and is a predicted model, not a curated record. Lineage: Eukaryota; Metazoa; Arthropoda; Insecta; Diptera; Ceratopogonidae. The transcript is spliced from 4 exons.